AUGGCAGCCACGACGACAACGAUUGAAGCGAAACGGGGAGGGUCAAUUGACGACAAGGAGGAACAGGAGCAGGCGAAGGAUAAGGCGAUUCCUCCUCCGCCGCCGCCGGAGAAGCCUGAGCCGGGAGAUUGUUGCGGCAGCGGGUGCGUGAGAUGCGUGUGGGACGUUUAUUACGAAGAGCUGGAGGAUUACAACAAAGCGUACCCGACCGGCGGAUCCGCAUCCAGUUCGCAACCUUCUUGA
Linum tenue is the source of this 243-nucleotide messenger RNA. Lineage: Eukaryota; Viridiplantae; Streptophyta; Magnoliopsida; Malpighiales; Linaceae. The record is from the annotation of a GenBank genome assembly.